AUGUCUUUUCGUGGAAGAGGCGGUGGUGGCGGUCGAGGUGGAUUUGGAGGUAGAGGCGGUGGAGGAGGAGGCAGAGGAUUUGGCGGACGAGGACGCGGCGGAGGUGGCGGUGGAUUCAGACACCAGGAUCAGGGGCCUCCUGAAUCGGUUAUUCCUCUCGGUCACUAUGGCUGGACUGUACAAGAUGACCUUGUAUGUAAAGUAGAUAUUGAGGAUGUGCCUUAUUUUAAUGCGCCAAUUUACUUAGAAAACAAAGAGCAGAUUGGUAAAAUUGACGAAAUAUUUGGUAAUUUACGUGAUUACUAUGUAUCAGUGAAAUUAGGUGAAAAUAUCAAAGCAAAGAGUUUUAAAGAUGGGCAACAAUUUUUUAUUGAUCCAGCAAAAUUAUUACCUUUAAAAAGAUUUUUGCCACAGCCACCGGGAGCAAAGCGUGGUGGUGGUGGUAGAGGAGGAAGAGGUGGUGGUGGAUUUGGAGGUAGAGGAGGAAGAGGGGGCGGUGGAUUUGGAGGCAGAGGAGGCGGCGGCUUUGGAGGAAGAGGCGGAGGAGGUGGAGGACGAGGAGGGGGUGGCUUCGGAGGAAGAGGAGGUGGUGGUGGAUUUGGAGGCAGAGGAGGUGGUGGAUUCGGCCGCGGUGGUGGUGGAAGAGGUGGUGGCUUCCGAGGAGGUCGAAGA
Molecule: messenger RNA, 672 nt
Organism: Brenthis ino (lesser marbled fritillary)
Lineage: Eukaryota; Metazoa; Arthropoda; Insecta; Lepidoptera; Nymphalidae
Source: the annotation of a GenBank genome assembly